CUCUCUAAGCCUUGUUGUCCGGUUGCCUCCAACUCACUCAGCCAAACUCUGUUUCCCCACAGCUAAGACGCUAAACAAGGGAAAAAGAAAUAAGAGAAACGGAAAAAAAAUAUGAAAUCUGAAGAUCAGAAAAAAUAAAAAAAUUUACAGCACGCAAAGACCUCGUGGGGACCAUCCUCGUUGCCAAAUCAUAAAAGAUCCACGCUUUCCUCCUGCUCUGACCUCCUUUUCUUCUCCUCUCGCUUCUUCCGUCCAGCCUACCUGUCGAUUCUCAACAACGCCUGCCUCCUCUCUUGACGCUUUCUUCUCCCGCAAAUCCCUCAACGCACCGGUCUCUUGGCCCUCCAGCCGGUCGAAUCACAGGCCGCAGCCACUGCCACACCCCAGGACCUGGAGAGACGGCCGGAAGUUUUAGAAAAAGAGAAAACUAUAAAUAAAAAAGCAUAGAACGGCAAAGGACGAAAGAGCAAAGGACAGCUCCUGCACCCGUCUUUCUUUCCUCAUGCUACCUCUGGUCUGACUCUGGUCUCACUCGUCUGCUGUCCGCUGUUGGGUUUCUCUCCCACUGUGGCCGUCAAAAUGUUGUCUGCUCCGAUGAAAUCAGCAAAGCGCAUAUCUUCCCUUUUCUCCUUGGGGUCGAAGGAUCACCAUUCCUCACAACAACAGCCUCCACAUCUGGCGAGACCCCCGCCAGACCAAGCGCCGGCGGAACAAUCCCCUGGCAUCCAACCUCGCCAUGUUAGCAGCCCUGCUUUUCGAACCAGUCCUAUUGAUCCCACCAGGGCCGGAUCGGUGACUCCCGGUUCGAUCGACCACUUCGAUCUGGACAGCCCUCUUCCACCUCCCCCAUCGCUGCUGGAAGUCAACCAGGACCUGGCAAACUCGACCCCGGGCUCUCCAGAUUCCAGACCCCGCAGCAGAAGUCGCGCUCAAAGUGGGAGUCGACCAUCUAGCCCAGGAGGCUUGUCUGUGCGCGAUCAAUCGCGACCCGGGACACCUAACUCCCAUAGGCGGAAAAGCUGGAUGCCGGGCUGGUCACGACCUGGCUCGAUGGAUAUCAAACCCGCUUCACCGACACUUGCCACCGGCGCGCCCGCUGCAUGGAUUGCGGGACUAGAACAGAAAGUGGUGUACGAUCUGGAUCCAUUGUCAAGAGGUGAACAGAUUCCCGAGUUGUGGAAUGAGAAUGGCGACACUUUUGUUUACCUAUUCCCCGAAAGCACGGGCCGGUCGCCCUCUUUCAAGGUGGACUCUUCCAUCUUUGCCUCAUCCCCAACGUUGACAUAUCUGGCCCGCGGAACGGAUACCAGAGUCGACAAUCUGGAGCAACAGACGCGCACCAUUUCGCUUGGCAGCCAGGCUGCCACUCCAGUUUCCCCUUCGCCGGACCACCUUCCGGAUAAUGACUUCGACAGUACCGCCAGUGGGCGAAUGCACCUGGUUGAGGAGGGACUUGAUGAAUUUCAGGAGCUUCAUCUGUAUCUGCCGAUUCCAUUCCGCGGCGACGUCUCCCGCCCGCAGUUCAGGGCCGCGCAGGAGGACCUGGAGGCGCUGGUGUCAUACCGUAAUCUUUUUGCUUUUUUGGUGGGUCAGUCGCUGAUUGCGACUCCACGAUCACCAUCGCUCUUUUCUAUUUUCAUGGAUAUCGCGGGACUCCUUACUCGAUUCGAAUUUUCGAACCUCGAUGGCUCCAAUUUUGGAGAGACCGCAACCACCAGCUUUGGAAACUACUGCGACGAGUUGCGGUUGGAUGACGUUCGGAACAGCCGAGAGAAGACAAUUGAAGCCAUAAUCUUGGGGGAGCGCUUACGCUUCUACCCUCUCUAUCUCGAGGGAUUUGUCCACGCCGUCGGGAGAUUUGAGGAGAUCCGGCAGCUGCGGAGCCCUAAGUACUCCCUCAUCCACCCCACCACCCAAAAGCGAUUGGAGCGCGGUUAUAUAGAUCUGGACAAUCGUCUCCGGGUUCUCUACAGCAAGCUGGAAGAUUUUGACUUCCCGUCCAUCUUCUCCGGAGCUGCUAACUCGACCACUUCGGAAGAGAGUAAAGUCGUGCGGUUCAAGGCGUGGAAGGCUGCCUUUUUGGAAUUCAGGAAGUUCACCGUGCAUUACUACCGCCAGAAAUACGGCUCUUGGCCUCCCAAGGCCAGCUCGAAGAAGAACAACUUCCAAGAAAGUGGUCUCAAUCGACUACUUCUGCUAGACCUGUACAAUGAUUUUGCUGACUUGUACGAUCUGUUGGUGGAUCGAACUGCGCUUACGACGAGAACGGUGGACUCCGCUGGGGAUACAUCGGCCACGUCUGACCCAGUAGAGAUCCACAUUCGGGCGCUUCGACAAGUGAUGAGCGAGUACGACCGGAGUACGCCGCCUGUGCAGCCCCCGAUCCCCUUCGAUGUUCCUCAAUUACCGAAACUGUCUGCCCUGUACCGUGAGUCACUAGAUCCCAAGAAGGAGCCAAAGCAGAGGAUAAAGAAGCUCAAAGACUCGGACAUCAAUACUGUUCUUAUGUCGACAUACACGUGGGAAGGCGUCCAAGCCACGUCGUUCAUCGAAAAUUUCAUGCAGUUCGAACGCCGCCAGGCGCACCGAAAGUCCCUUGAUGAAUUAAUCGAUCUUCGAUGUGGCCAGUGGAUUUUCUUGUAUGCCGUGAUCCAGUCUCUCCCUCUUCUUGUGGUGGACGUUUGUGACAUGAAAUACACUGAGGGGGUAGAAUAUUUCCUCUGCAUCGCCCCCCGCGGCGGUGCGCCAUGGAUCCACUCAGACGGCAAGGUUGCACGGAGCUGGUUUGGUGUUGCCGGGGGAGGUGGAGUCGUCAGCAUGCCUUCGGACGUUGUGGUAAACGGUGUUGAAGGCGUCUAUCGACGCAGCCACUGCUGGCAGGUGGCUGAGCAAUGGGCCGACAAUGGGGAACUGCCGGAGAUACCGCCGAUAGAAGAUGGUUACGACAAUGAGUCUUCCUGGUCGUCGGCCUACCCGGCUCAGCAGUCAUCUGCUGGCUCAUCGUCGGAACCAACAUCUGCCGGUCUGGUACCUCCUGGAGGGCUUACAGCGCCUCCGGCCAUUCCACGAAACGUUUCUCCCGGUGCAAGUGCGAGGGCUGAAAAUCGCUAUUCCAUAUAUAACGGACUGGAGGCUUUACCUCUACCUGCGGGUGUGGCACCAAUUGAACCUCCAGCACGACCCGUCAGUCGCUUAAAUCCUAACAUGAGCUUUGACGAUAUUCUGAAAGACAUUCCCCAGAAGCCAAAGAAAUGAGACUCGGAUAAUACGGCUUUGACCGAGAACCUUCCUGCUUUAAGUGUUCUCUGACAUACUCUAAUCCCCUCUUAUUCUAAACUCUGGCAUCACCGUUUAAUAUAUUUAAUUUUCCCCGUCCUUCUCUCUCUCUUUUUUUUUUUUUUUUUUUUUUUUUUUUCCGUUUCAUUGUUUAUCUAGGUGUCUAUUGGCGCUAUUAUUCAACGGACUUCCGAAAAGAACUAUUGGGACUCAAGAUAAUGACAUCUCUCCCGAAAAUGCGGCCGACCCAACAACACAAAAUGGAGGCACAUCUUUGUCGAGCAUGCAUGGAGGGAAGAAAACAUGACAGCAGGGCGCUUAGUUUGAGGUUCCUUUGCUUCUCUUGGGCGACUGGUAUUUUUUACAUAUGCGUAUCACAGCACUUGUUGGGGGGGUUUACAUGCCAAAGCAUAAGAAAGGAUGUUUUAUAAUCAUGUAUACGGUACAUACUGUACAGAGCAGAAGGAUAGCAAGAGGAAAUCAAUAUUGUAUAAUGCAGCAAAGUUACAACCGUG
Messenger RNA from Monascus purpureus, 3791 nucleotides. Lineage: Eukaryota; Fungi; Ascomycota; Eurotiomycetes; Eurotiales; Aspergillaceae. The record is from the annotation of a GenBank genome assembly.